Arachis duranensis is the source of this 2576-nucleotide messenger RNA. Its product is annotated as monosaccharide-sensing protein 3. The transcript has 5 exons. Gene Ontology annotation, biological process: transmembrane transport. Bases 173 to 2296 code for a protein of 707 amino acids. Gene Ontology annotation, cellular component: membrane. Gene Ontology annotation, molecular function: myo-inositol:proton symporter activity. The record is from RefSeq and is a predicted model, not a curated record. Lineage: Eukaryota; Viridiplantae; Streptophyta; Magnoliopsida; Fabales; Fabaceae.
UGUUUGUGAAGUUGGGGAGUAGUGAACAUCUGAACUCAACAUUAAAGUCUUGAUCUUUUCACAUUACAUAUGACGAGCUCUUGUUGAGUGAUUGUGUUUGCUUAUUCUUUUCUUUUUAGCUUUUUCUUUCUCUAAAGAGGAGGGAUUAAAGCUAAGAAGAGGAAGAAACAAAAUGAUGCAGGUUGUGAUCAUUGCAGUUGCUGCAACAGUUGGGAAUCUACUGAUUGGAUGGGAUAGUUCAACCAUUGCAGGGGGCAUGACCUACAUCAAGCAAGAGUUCAACUUGGAAUCUGAUCCCACACUUGAAGGGCUAAUAGUAUCUAUGUCCUUCAUAAGUGGCACCAUCAUGACCAUAUUUGCUGGCACGGUCUCUGAUUUGCUUGGCAGACGCCCUAUGCUGAUAGUUUCAUCCAUUAUGUUCUUCCUCAGUGGUUUGGUGAUUCUCUGGGCUCCUAAUGUUACUGUUAUUCUGCUCUCAAGGAUUUUAGAUGGGGUUGCUAUUUCGCUUGCCGUGACUCUUACUCCUCUUUACAUAUCGGAGGUAGCCCCUGCCGAUAUCAGAGGCCAAUUGAACACUGUCACACAGUUUUCGUGUUCCGCUGGAAUGUUUCUGGCUUACAUCUUGGUUUUCUUGAUGUCCCUGCUGUCUUCUCCUAGUUGGAGAACCAUGCUUGGGGUUAUAUCUAUUCCUUCUGUUGGCUAUUUCUUGCUUGCCAUGUUUUUCCUACCUGAGUCCCCUAGGUGGCUUGUUAGCAAAGGUCGAGUCCCCGAGGCUGAAAAAGUUCUGCGAAGACUUCGCGGGGUUGAAGACGUUUCAGGGGAGUUGGCUCUGCUCGCGGAGGGUCUUAGUCCUGGUGGCGAAGCCACUUCAUUGGAAGAGUACAUAGUUGCCCCAGCCAGUGAGGCUCUUGUUCACCAGGAAGCAGGGAAAGAUUAUAUAAAGCUAUAUGGACCAAAUGAGGGAGUGUCAUUGGUUGCUCACCCAGUAAAUGGACAGGGUAGCUUGAUAUCGCGCAGUAUGUUGUCGCAGCAAGGAAGCUUUGUGUCUCAGGCUGCUGGCAGUCUUAAAGAUCCUAUUGUCAAUCUCUUUGGGAGUUUGCAUGAGAACACUCUCCCUGAGGGUGGAGGUUCGCGCAGCAUGCUAAUCCAUAAUGCAAACAGCAUCUUUGGAGAUUCCAGCCCCUUUGGUACUGGCGACAAUCUGCAUGCUCCACUAAUGUCAUUUCAAGGUGAUGCUGGGGAGAGAUCAAAGGACAACUUGGGUUUCAGGAGCACUAGCAGCCUGAGAAGCAGUUUCGCUCAUGGGAAUGCUGUGGAGACACCUAGAAAUACAAACAUCGGUGGAGGUUGGCAAUUGGUUUAUAAACCAGCUGAUGAUGGAAAAGGAGUGCAAAGGGUUUAUUUGCAUGCAGAUCCUGCUGCACCGUCUCAAGAACAGCAUGUUUCAUUUGUUUCAGCUUCUGGGUAUGACAUUCCUGUAGAUGUCGAAACUUAUCAGGCUGCUGCUCUAGUCAGCCAGUCUGUUCUAGGUACUCAUGAUAUGUUGAGUAUGCCAGAAGUGGCUAAAAAAGGUCCAAAGUGGAGAAGUCUGCUAGAACCAGGUGUCAAGCGAGCAUUGAUUGUCGGAAUAGGGCUUCAAAUUCUUCAACAGGCUGCUGGUAUAAAUGGAUUUCUAUACUAUGCUCCCCAAAUUCUUGAACAAGCUGGGGUAGGAGCUCUUCUAUCGAAUUUGGGCAUCAGUUCUACAUCUUCUUCAUUACUUGUAAAUGUCAUUACCACAUUCUGUAUGCUGCCUUGUAUAGGUCUUUCCAUCAAGCUCAUGGAUAUUGCUGGCCGGAGGUCAAUAAUGUUGUACACAAUCCCUGUUCUGAUAGUUUGUCUCGUGAUACUAGUAGUCCGGGAAUCGUUUCAGAUGGGUUCUGUCCUCAAUGCAGCAAUCACUGCUGUUAGUGUUGUGGUCUAUGAAAGCUGCUUCUGCAUGGGCUUUGGUGUUAUUCCCAACAUAAUAUGCGCCGAAAUCUUCCCAACCAGUGUUCGCGGAAUCUGCAUUUCUAUGACUUCACUCACAUACUGGGUUUGUACCUUGAUUGUCACUUCUACAUUUCCCUAUUUGCUCCAAAUCCUCGGCCUCACUGGCGUCUUCGGAUUAUUCGUUGCCGGCUGCAUCAUUUCAUGGAUAUUUGUAUACUUGAAAGUUCCUGAAACAAAGGGCAUGCCUUUGGAAGUCAUUAUUGAGUUCUUUGCAAUUGGUGCAAAGCCUGGUACUGAUCCUGCUACAAUUGGAACAAAAGGUUGAUAAUGAAGAUCAUCAUCAUAAUUAUUAAGAAGAAAAUGCAUUGUUCAUAUAUGAAUUUGGAAGCUUGGUAAAGUUAGUUGAUGAGUGAACAUUUUGGCGUCCGUACACAUAUCAGCAGCAGGUUUCCUUUUGUGGGUUUAGGAUAAAUACGAGUAUUAAUCUACAAAUUAUGCUUAUAGUUUAUAAUGGUCCUUAUAUUAGUUUAUCCUUGUUCAUUCUUUGGCGUUUCAUUUUUACCCCUAAAUGAAUGGUAAGAGAUUGCGUGUUAUUAAAGGAUUAA